AAUAAAAAUUUUAAGGCAGUACUUCGCCGCUGCGAAGCGCAGGUAUUUUGCUAGUAUUUAAUAAGUUUGACAGAGGGGGCCUUAGAGGUGCAGGGGGAGAAGAGCAGUGGGGAGAGCACACAUCCCUGGGUGGGGCCAUUUUGAUCAUGUGAUAGCUAGAUGAGAGUUUCACCUGCUGUUUCCUAUUGGUCCGGAAAUUGGUGAUCCAUUAAAAGGUGGAGGCAGGAACAGAAAACUUGGUGAGUUUCGAGUGGAGGAGUUCCAGGAUUAUUGUAUUGAACGCAGAGCUGAAGUCCACAAAGAGAAUCCUUGCAUAUAUCCCUGGAUUGUUAAGAUGUUGCAGGAUGUAGUGCAGUCCCAUGUUGACUGCAUCAUCCACUCGCUAGUUUUCUCGAGUUUUGAAUUUGCUUUAUCUGUGUUUUGUCUUACACCUGAUUUUACACCAACAACAACAAACUCUUCUUUCUUUUGCAGCCAUGAUCUCUCAUCCAAGAUGGAGCUUCAUAAUUUUAUUGUUUUUCCACAGCACAUACUUCUCUUGGGGAGAGGCCUUUUCCGUUGUUGGUCCUUCUCAUUCCAUCAUUUCUUACAUUGGUGAAGACAUCAUGCUGCCAGCCUCCCUCUCACCGGCACUGAAUGCUGAGGGGUUUCAAGUCAGGUGGUUUACAGCCGAAUUCAGGUCACCAGUGCUUUUAUACACAAAUUACAGUAUCGUAAAUCAAACUGACAGAAGAAUGUCCAUUUUUCAAGAGGAACUGAAGAAUGGAAGUGUAUCUCUGUUAGUACAAAGUGUCCGUGUUUCCGAUGAAGGCAUCUACACGUGCCAUGUAGACUCUGGAGAGCAGCAGGAAAAGGUCCAGAUCGCCUUGAGUGUGGAAGUUUUAGGUACUCAGCCCUCCAUUUCUGUGAGUUCCACUGAUGACCAGCAGACCCGACUGGAGUGCAGCGCUGAGAAGUGGAACCCACAACCAGAAGUCAUCUGGAGGGACAUGAAUGGGGCGGACGUGACAUCGCAGUCCUCAGUAACAACGGAGCGGGACAUGGAGGGGCUUCUGAAAGUGAGCAGCGUCAUCACCGUGAAGGAAGAGCACAACGUGUUCACCUGUCUGAUGAGAAGUAAAGCACCAAAGCCAGACUGGGCGUCCAGACUCUGUGUGUACAGUUUCUCCCCCAGAGCUUCUGGCUGGUUGGCGGCUUUCUGUGUCUUGCUGGCACUCUGUGUGUUGCUGACUCCACUGCUCCUCAUCCAAUGGACGAGAAUGAGAGAUAGGAGCUUAAAAUAUGACGCAAAGGUUCAGCUCCUCCGUCUGAGGUUUCUACAGAAGGAAGUCGAAAUGUCACAGCGCGUUACCAAUGCAGAAUGGAGUGUAAUCUACAGCUCAGCAGCUGAUGUGACCCUUGACCUUGAUACUGCGAAUCCGAGGCUUAUUGUGUCUGAAGCCGGUAAACAAGUGAGACACGUUGACACGUGGCAGUCUAUGACUGACAAUCCAAAGAGGUUUGACCCCAGUGUUUUUGUCCUGGCCAAAGAAGGAUUCACCUCAGGGAGGCACUAUUGGGAAGUGGAGGUCGGGGAAAAGACGGACUGGAUUGUAGGAGUCGCCAGAGAGUCUGUUGACAGAAAGGGUGACGUAAAUCUGAGCCCAUAUGACGGCUUCUGGACUCUGUGUCUGCUGAAGGAGGAAAUGUUUGACUACUUGGCUCUCACUGACCCAGAUGUUCACCUUCCCUUGAGAGUCAACCCCUGGACAGUGGGGGUGUUUCUCAAUUAUGAUGAAGGCCAGGUCUCCUUUUACAAUGCCAAGACCCAUACUCACCUGUACACCUUCAAGGAGUCCUUUAAUGAGAAACUCUACCCCUUCUUUUGUCCUUGUGAUAAUGAUGGUGGUAAAAAUGCAGACCCUCUGAUCAUCAGUAUUAUGCCUAAAGUGAAACUGGGAAGAUCAAAUGACCUAAAGAAGAACAGCAGCAGGAUCAGGAGGUGAAGAAUACUGUGGAGUGGGACAAGAAAAGGACUACUUGAAAAUCAGGCAAGGGUUUGGAGACAAAAACAUCAAAAAAAGAAAAAUCCAGUGAAUAAAGCUAAAACAAUAUCCAGAAAUACAAGAUUAAAAACAAAAGGUCCUUUACCAAAAAAUAAACUGUUUAAUAAAUGUUACCAACUGCAAAUCAA
Molecule: messenger RNA, 2173 nt
Organism: Polypterus senegalus (gray bichir)
Lineage: Eukaryota; Metazoa; Chordata; Cladistia; Polypteriformes; Polypteridae
Product: butyrophilin subfamily 1 member A1-like
Exons: 9
Coding region: 477-1985 (502 amino acids)
Molecular function (GO): protein binding
Source: RefSeq, a predicted model, not a curated record